Cephus cinctus (wheat stem sawfly) is the source of this 3879-nucleotide messenger RNA. Its product is annotated as synaptotagmin-5. Gene Ontology annotation, cellular component: membrane. Bases 1352 to 2842 code for a protein of 496 amino acids. The transcript is spliced from 7 exons. The record is from RefSeq and is a predicted model, not a curated record. Gene Ontology annotation, molecular function: syntaxin binding; calcium ion binding; clathrin binding. Gene Ontology annotation, biological process: cellular response to calcium ion; regulation of dopamine secretion; calcium-ion regulated exocytosis. NCBI's taxonomy places the organism in Eukaryota, Metazoa, Arthropoda, Insecta, Hymenoptera, Cephidae.
CUUUCUAUGUAACAAUCAAUCAAACGUUGCUGAUUACUUUGGGAGGAAUGGAUUGUACAGGGAAAAGCGAUUCGGCUGGAUGCUUUUUAUUUCUGGAAGAAGUUGCGCAAAUUAUUAUAUCCAGAUUCGAGGGAGAAAAUGAAGUUACACGGAGGACGAGUAUUGGGUUUGAGGGGAGGAUAAUAUUUUUUAUUUCAUUUCGUUAUUGAACCUUGUCUCUGAUAUUAAUACAAAUUUUAUUUAAUCAGAUUAGCUGUCUACUUUAAACAUAUUGCGUUUCUGUAUCCACGUGGCUGGGGUACCCGUUACUCUGGAGUUUACCGGUUCUGUCAAAUUCAAUUCAGCACAGUACAAUAGUGUUAUACCGGCUUCAAGAGUGUUAAGGAGUGCGCACACGGUACUUGACAGGGGAUAAAACGUAAAAUGGAGAAUUUGAUCGAUAUCCUGAAAAUUGUUUUUAUUCCAUUGCGGGGAAAAAAACCAUGGAGCACUGCUUGUUGCCAGUAUAAAAGGAUUUUGAUGCGUGGAUUUUGAAAAGCUUUUUGACUGUUUGGAUUCUGCGUGAGAUAUUUCCAGUUUAAAUGUGACAGACGGUUUCGCUAGAUAACCUUUAAGGUUCUUUUACUGUUUAUAUAGGAUUCGGGUGACGGAUUCAAUAAUUUCAGAAAUGAUUUAUUAGUAUAGGAUUUAUUAUUGAUUGUAGGAUUUUUUUUUAACAUAUUCUAAACUACCGCGAGUACCUGUCAUUCCACUAUUUGGACUUUUAGGGAGACGUAGGUAUAAUUCGACGCUGAGACUGUACCCAAGAAAUAUCUUAAGGGAUUUGUCGAAAGGAUAUGCCAAUACCAUCUGCACCCUUGAAGAGCAACUAUCGGGUCCGUUGCCAUAGAAAUGAUAAGUCCUGCAGGAUAAGAUCCACACGUGUAAGAUAGUCGAUGGGAUUUCCUCAAUUUUACCCAAGGAAAACCUUUAUUCUCCAACCUGCCUAAAAUAGAAGCUCUUCGCAUUGCAAAAUUAUUCCGUGGAUUCGUCUUCUUGGGAAAAAGUUUUAUUUUUACUUUCACUCGGGAAUCUGAAAAGACGAGCCUGAAGAAGUUAUUUGGAAUGUUGGCCUUGCCCUAAGCCCUUAAGUCGACUAGAGUUCUGGCCCUUGCGCUCCAGUCUGUGCUCAUCCGGAAAACUUAACGACGGCUUCUUUGCGCAGGUUUACGCGCCUCUUUCGUUUACAGACGUCAAUUACGGACGAGAGAAAACGUGAAUGAAAAGUCAGAGGUGCUUAAAAUUUUUACGAGGUAAAAUAAAGAAAAAUGAACAAGGUCUAUAGAGUGUAUGAGGGGGGAUAAGAAUUAAAAUGAAAGAAAGAGAAGGUUUUCGGGGAACUUUAGGAAUAACCCGACCGUUAAAAUUUUCCUCGCCCAGGAUUCGUUAUAUCGUGAAAAUAAUGAUAAUGACUUUUUCUGUUUAUUAUUUUUUCCAGGGGGCAAUGGAUGCCCACGGGGUGGGUGUAGUUGUCGCCCUGGGGCUGGUUGGCGCUGCUGCUGGAGCAAUUUUGGCCAUUCUCGUGUACGCCAUUUGUGCAAGGAGACGAUUGCCUCUUCUUGGUCCUGCAGGUGGACCUCUCAAUUGGUUCGAGAAAGACUUACUGGAAAGAGAAGAGGCUGCCAGAUCCAAGGAGGCCCUUGUAGGAUUGGGAAUUGGAACAGGUGGCGGAAAUGGCUCCAGAGCUCCCAGCCAAGGAAGCGAGGACAAAAUAUGGCCUCAUAAUUUAAUGCACGACAACCUCGCCCUUGAAUCUUCUGGAGUCUCUCUAUCAGAAUGCGACAGCGCACCAGUGAGUCCUGUCAGUCCUAUAGGAUCUGGAGUAGCUCCUCCACUUCCUGGUGGACCAUUAGUGGCGUCGGAGAAGCACGUAGUCGUCGCCAGACCAAGAACAGUAGCCAGCAUGCAUACCAGAUUGGAUCAUACAAAAAUAGACACAGCACUUUAUCAGAAGCAAUCCAUAGCGAUGACGCCAAGCUCCACGGAGGACGUACGUGGUGAAUUACAACUGGCUCUGGCCUACGACGCACCAGCUGCUAUUCUCACCGUGAGACUGAUAGAGGCGCAUGACCUUCAGGCACGCGAGUUGAGUGGAACUGCCGAUCCCUACGCCAAGAUACGAUUACUUCCAGACCGAAGUAACGUCUGGCAAACUAGGAUACAUAAGCGUACCUUGAAUCCUGUCUUCGACGAGGACUUUGUCUUCGAAGUGAAACCUGCGACCAUUGCCAGGAGAACCCUGGAAGUACUGCUCUACGACUUCGACGCCUUCUCCCGGCACCACAGUAUAGGCUGUGUCAGACUUCCUCUAUCGGCAGUCGACCUGGGCUCCAGAGCUACGAUUACCAGACCUGUACUCCAGUGCACAGAAAGAGACUACAGGGCUGAGCUAGGAGAACUCAUGGUCUCCAUAUCGUUCCUACCUUCUGCAGAGAGGCUUACGGUCAUCGUCAUCAAGGCCAGAAACCUCAGGGUGGUCGAUGAUACCAGGACCAGCUCAGAUCCUUAUGUCAAGGUGACUAUCCUGCAGGACGGUAAAAGAUUGAAGAGGAAGAAAACCGGAGUACAACGGAACACCACUAAUCCUGUUUGGAAUGAGGCGUUGACCUUUGACCUGGGUAGAGAUUUACUUUCCAGGUGUACCCUCGAAUUUCUAGUAUUACACGACAGUCUAUUAGGUGCCAGUGAACCUUUAGCAAGGUGCUUAGUAUCGAGUAAAAGCCAGAGGGACCUGUUUCACGAGGUCCUGGCUGGUAGGGGUGCUUCAGCUCAAUGGCUUCCGUUGGCAGAGCCCCAGAAUUGAGCUAUACUCUGUCCCUUUCUCUUUCUCUCUCUUUACCCAAAUUCAAUUCUGGUAACAGACACACGCGUGAAGCGAAAUUCAUUAUUUCAAAUAGACUGUAGCCUAUGUUUUCAAGUAUAAGUGGGCCAAAUAAACUUUAAUUAGUAAUUAUGAAAGGCUUAUGUCCAUAUAGUCUAAAAUGUUUAGUAUGUGCGUCAAUGAUGGAUAUGUCUAUUACGCUGAAAAUGACAAAAGAGAAUAGAUAAGUAUAAAAAGAAAGAAGAGUCCACUUGAUAUUAUCAUCUGGCAGAAUUAGAUUUAUUGUAAGUAUCGAUGGUGAUUGUUCGCAGUUGAUUUAGAAUUUCCAUCGAGUCUAUUUGUAUUUUUAUUUUCUCUGACCAAUGUACUUUUUAUUUGUUAUGUUUUCUUAGCUGUUCAGCGAUUCACGUGCUACCUGUGUGUGCUUUUUAUAUUAAAAUACAAAUAGAAGUGGUGAAGCGAAGGGACACAAGUACGUAAGCACAAUUAUGGGAUGUUCCAGGUAAAAUUACACUGUUCAUAUUUUACAGUAUGGCUGACAAUUCUUUUUAUUUCUGAAAGCCAUAGUUGUAAAUGUCUUUUUUUACAACCUGUCCUCUGCCAGUAAACAUUUUAGGGAAUUACUUCAUCGUACUGUUACUGUUGAGAAUGACUGGAAGGUUUUCCAUGUUGCAAAAGGGAAUAAAUGCUUUAUGAGGAAUGGCGUUAUGUACCUAAACAGAGAUUUAACUUGGAGCGUUCUAUAUGUAGCGGUAUAUCUAUAUCGUAUUGUAUGAGUAUACUAUAUACAUGACCACUAUGCCGACUCUAAUUUUUGGGAGGAAAGGGGAGAUGCGAAAAUUCUAAUUUUAUAUAUGCAAAUUAUUUUUUAAAUUCUAUAUCUAAAACAAAGCUAUUUAUAAUUUAUAUCUAUGGAAUAUUAUUGUAUAAGUAUUUCAUUGUACCUACGUUGUAUAUUAUCAUGACUGUGUAACAUAACAAAACCGAGAAUAAAGAAUGUCUCGAUAUCUCUACAAUGA